Debaryomyces fabryi is the source of this 2355-nucleotide messenger RNA. RefSeq names its product cullin (gene RTT101). NCBI's taxonomy places the organism in Eukaryota, Fungi, Ascomycota, Pichiomycetes, Serinales, Debaryomycetaceae. Gene Ontology annotation, biological process: SCF-dependent proteasomal ubiquitin-dependent protein catabolic process; protein ubiquitination. Gene Ontology annotation, cellular component: SCF ubiquitin ligase complex. The record is from RefSeq and is a predicted model, not a curated record. The coding region runs from base 1 to 2355 and encodes 784 amino acids. Gene Ontology annotation, molecular function: ubiquitin protein ligase binding. The transcript has a single exon.
AUGACAGAGGAGAGUACGUCUGAAAUUUUAGAUUUCGGUGGCUCUAACUCUUCAAUUUCUAAAACUGCAACUUCAUCCCAUUUAUCUCAUGAUUACUCAAGACAUGAGCCUAGUCUCCGAAAUGAUAAUAAACGAAAAAAGCCAAAUAUAGCUCUGGUUAAUAAAUCACACUUGUCAGCUCAAAAGGAAAAGGUUAAAUUACUAGCACAUCGAGUUAUAGACUUAAUUUUACAGGGAUCAAAGCUUGAAUAUAGCUUCGAUGUAUAUUACAGAAGUGUGGAAUCCUUGUGCAGAUUUAAGCAUAUCGAGCAGUCGAUAUUGGCGGACCAUUUGAAAUCAAAAUUGGAAGACCAUUUUCAUUACCAUAUAAUACCUGACAUUACAAGUAUUCUAGAGGAUAAUCUGCUGUCAUUAAAUGAAUCUAUAACGAGAUAUUUGGAAGUAUAUGAAAAAUGGAGACAUAAGCUUCGGUUAUUAAGUAAAUUGUUUCUUUAUUUGGAUCGGUGUUAUUUAAUGCAACACCCUUCGAAAAAGAUGAUCUUAGAAUUUGGGAUGACGUUGUUUGUUGAAGAGCUCUUGAUUGAUAAAGACGAAGGCACUAAUAGAUUAGCCGAAAUCACUCUUCGCAAGCAUAUACAAUUACUUAAAAAGGUAGGAGAGUUUGAAGAUAUCAGAGAUUUAGAAGUUGCUAAACAAUUAUCAACAAUGUUGGUAAAAUUGAACUUUAGUCACCAAAUCAAGCUACAUACUGAUCUUAUCAAUCUGAUAAUAUCGCAUUAUAAUUCAUUAAAAGACUCGUGGAUUGAAAAGCCUGAAACAUACAUACAUACAGUUUUAACAAAGAUAUCUAGAGAAAUGACUUUUUUUAAAGAUUGUGGUUAUGAGAGAGAGUUCUUGAUAGAGUUUUUACUGAAACUCAAAUGGAUCUUAAUAUUUCAAGAUUUUAAUACAAUAAUUAAGAGCUGCAUGCCUUUUAUGGUACAAGAUAAAAAUUUGAAACAGUUUGGAAUAAUAUAUGAUUAUUGUGGAAAAUCAUUAGAAGAAUAUCAAUUAGAUGCAAUGCCGAUUUUUGUUUAUGAGUGGGGUCAAUAUAUAAUACAGUCGAUUAAGGAGUUAAUCGAAAAUAAUAAAUCAAGCCUGAAAAAUAUAAUUCCAUUAUUAGUAGAAUUAAAUUUGAGAUAUAAGAGCAUUGCUGGUGAUAAAUUCAACAAGAAUGAACUAUUUGAAUUUGAAGUUAGAAAGUCCUUCACAAAGACCUUUAAUGAGAAGAAGAUUAAUACUUUUAUAAUAUUCCAGUUAUGUAAGUAUUGUGAUUCAUUCUUUAAAAGCAUCAAUAAAAAAUCAAACAAAGAUGAAAUCGUCAACUUAUCAUUUAAUGAAUUUCAACACAACGUAUUGAUCAUUUUUAAGGCCCUAAAUAAUAAAAAUGAUUUUAUUUCUCAUUAUAAGAAGGAAUUAUCCAAGAGAUUACUUUUAGGAAAGUCUCCAAAUUAUAACCUAGAAAGAAAGUUAGUAGAAUCUUUCUUAAAGCUUAUUGGUGAAGGGGACGAAACCGUAGGGUUGCAAAUAAUGUUUAAAGAUCUAGAGUUGUCCAGAGAAAAAUAUUCUCUGGUAGCUUUAGAUGAAAGUCCUGUUGACUUUACUGCAUUAGUCUUGGAACAGAAACACUGGCCUGAAAUGCCCAAAUUGGACUCGAAUAUUAUUUUACUGCCACAGCUUACAACCAUUCUAGAUAAUUUCACAGCAUUGUAUCAUAAUUCGGACGAGAAAUUAAAAAAUCGUACUCUUGAUUGGAGUCAUUACCCUUUGCAUCAGUUAACCAUUAAAGCUGAAUUUGAGAAUGGCGAAAAGGAAUUGGAUGUUAAUUUACUUCAGGCAAUUGUCAUUUUAUUAUUCAACAAUAGUGACAGUUAUACUUAUGACGAGAUAUUAGCGCUUACGAAUAUUAGCGAUAAGUUGUUGAAAAAGGUACUCGGAUCGUUAUCAUCUGAUAAAUACAAAAUUUUACUGAGACACAACACAACGUAUUCCUUCAAUUCAAAAUUUACUGAUAAAGCAACAAAAAUAAGAAUUCCGCUUUCAAAGGAUAGAGAAACAUCAGCCGGGCUAUUUGAUAGUGAGCCUACAAAAACAUUUGAAAGAAAUAGAAAUGUUGAAUUCAGGAGUGCUUUAGUUAGGGUCAUGAAGAGUGCCAAAAAAAUCUCAUAUCUUGAUUUAUUAAACCAAACUCUAUCAUUAGUGGAAAAAAAUGGGCCAUGUUCCAUAGCAGACCUAAAGUCAAAUCUUGAGUACUUAAUAGAAAAUGAAUAUGUCAAAAGAGAGUUUGACGGUCAAACUCUUUCUUAUAUACCUUGA